Molecule: messenger RNA, 423 nt
Organism: Daldinia childiae
Lineage: Eukaryota; Fungi; Ascomycota; Sordariomycetes; Xylariales; Hypoxylaceae
Exons: 1
Coding region: 1-423 (140 amino acids)
Source: RefSeq, a predicted model, not a curated record
AUGCCUGAUCUCACUAUCACCGAGCCUCACCCAACCGUCCCGCAGAACUCAUACACUCACUCGGGACGAGGUGGCGCUGGCAACUACUUCCGGGCUCCUAGCACCACACCCUCAUCCGGUGUAGCGACAAAGCCGACAUCAGUGCAACACACCACAUCGCGCUUCUACUCCGGACGAGGAGGAGCAGGCAACGCGCACGUCGCAGCCGCGAAACCUGUUCUAUCGUUCGACGAGGAAUUCACCCACAAAAGCCACAUCGAGGAGAAGCCCAUCGGCUACGUUGGCCGGGGCGGCGCCGGAAAUGUCUACGGUGCUAGCGGCUCUGGCGCCUCCCGCAAGAGCAGCGAUGCUUCCAGCCAGCACAGCUCAAGCAGCUCAGGUAGCUUGUCCAACAUAUGGAGCCGCAUAAGCCACCGACGCUAA